Hydatigera taeniaeformis is the source of this 429-nucleotide messenger RNA. The record is from the annotation of a GenBank genome assembly. Lineage: Eukaryota; Metazoa; Platyhelminthes; Cestoda; Cyclophyllidea; Taeniidae.
AUGCGCAAUCUCGUCCAGGUGGAGGGCCUGAAUCUCCGCUAUCGAUCCUCUGAAAAUACCGGGACUCUCAUUUCCGAAGAAAACUACCUUGAAAUUAACAAAGAGGUCUACUUUUCCGUGGCUCUCAUUGACCCCUUAGAUAGGACGCCUUGCGAAGCGGUAUGGCGCUACGACUCCCAGGGCAACCGCGUGCGCGUCUCUAAACGCAGCGGGCACCUACUCCCUCUCCCCACAGCUGCUCGCAUUCUCGACGACCUCACCGAUCCAGUGACUGCCGAGGCGGGAGAGAAGGACACCCCAGCGGAAGUUGUCACCAAGGCGACUGUAGACUUUGUUGCAUCCCCACGACUGGAGACCUUCGAAGAGGAGCUGACGCGAGUUUAUGCGCCCGAGGAAAAGCGACAACGAAUGCCUACUUUCUGGUACUGA